UUUCAUAUGAAAAAUUGGAACUUUAGCUAUUUUUUUCUUGUUUCAUAUGAAAGAUUGGACCUUUAGCUAUUUUUCUUGUUUCAUAUGAAAGAUUGGACCUUUAGCUAUUUUUCUUGUUUCAUAUGAAAGAUUGGACCUUUAGCUAUUUUUCUUGUUUCAUAUGAAAGAUUGGACCUUUAGCUAUUUUUCUUGUUUCAUAUGAAAGAUUGGACCUUUAGCUAUUUUUCUUGUUUCAUAUGAAAGAUUGGAGCUUUAGCUAUUUUUCUUGUUUCAUAUGAAAGAUUACUUUUAGCUAUUUUUCUUGUUUCAUAUGAAAGAUGGGAGCUUUAAGUUUUGUUAUUUUUGUUCUUUAUAUUGUUCUUGAACUUGCUCUAACUAUGAUUCUUUUUCCCCUUGUGAUUUUCUAUAUCUUUGUCAUAAUGAGUGAACCCCAUCUUAUUUUUCUUGUUUCAUAUGAAAGAUUGGAGCUUUAACUAUUUAGUUCUGGUUCUUUUGUACUUUUUUGUAUGUUGUAGUAUUUGGGAGUUGGGACUUGUGGCUCUCUAAGGCUCUAUAACUAUAAUUCUUCUUUUCGCUUGUAUCUUAUGGACUAUGUUGCUAGGACUCUUCAAAAAUGACGAUUGAUGCAUGUCGGAUCCUCAAAAAGUAGUGUAUUCUUGAGAAAUCAACAUGGUUGGGACAAUGUUUUUGGAAAUUCCGAGCAACAUAGCUCAUGAUAGUUGAUGGGGAAAAGGGAAAAGGGAAAAGGACCUGGUUGCUCUUCAAUUGGAUUUGGCGCUGCUGUGGAGUUGGGACCUCUGCUAGUUCAAAACAAUGGAGCUGGUUUUGACUUCAACAAGCAUUCUUGGAAUAACGAAGUCAAUUUGCUGUUUUUGGAAUCUCCAGUUGGGGUGGGAUUCUCUUACACCAAUACAUCCUCCGAUUUAACCAACUUAGAUGACACCUUUGCUGCUGAAGAUGCUUAUAAUUUCUUGGUGAAUUGGCUGGAAAGGUUCCCCGAUUUCAAGAACCGAGAAUUUUUCAUAUCAGGAGAGAGCUAUGCAGGACACUAUGUGCCGCAGUUGGCAGAGCUCGUAUACAACCGAAAUAAAGACAGCAAAAAGUAUCCUUACAUUAAUCUCAAAGGUUUCAUCGUUGGAAAUCCUGAAACGAACGAUUACUAUGAUUAUAAAGGGAUAUUGGAAUAUGCUUGGAGCCAUGCAAUACUAUACGAUUCGGAGUAUCAGAAAGCCAAACAAGUAUGCAAUUUCAAGGUCUCCUACUGGUCCGACGCCUGUAAUGAUGCCAUGCAAGUGUUAUGGGAUAAAUAUAAUGAAAUUGACAUCUACAACAUUUAUGGUCCCAGGUGUCCCGUGAACACUUCCUCUUCUUCAGCUAGUGAUAUCGUUGAUACAAAUGAUUCUUCUCAAAUCAAGGCACCUAAUUAUGGGUUCAGGAGGAUGAAACGAAUUCCGGGGGGUUAUGACCCCUGCUAUACUUCAUUCACCGAAAAGUAUUUCAACCGAUUAGAUGUUCAAAUUGCUCUUCACGCGAACACUGAAGGAAGUCAAGCUAGAAAACAAUGGAAAAGUUGCAGUGAUCCUAUAUUCCGCACAUACAACUACAAUGUAUUCUCUAUCUUGCCAGUAUACGAAAGGCUCAUCAAAGGGGGCCUGAAGAUUUGGAUUUUUAGUGGCGAUGUAGAUGGACGAGUGCCAGUAAUUGGGACGAGAGACUGCGUUGAAGCUCUUAAUCUGACUCUGAAAUCUCCAUGGCGUUCUUGGUUCCUCAAUAAGCAGGUAGCAGGACGGGUAGUAGAGUACGAAGGGCUGACAUUUGUGACAGUAAGAGGAGCCGGUCAUCUGGUACCUCUAUACAAGCCAAGUGAAGGUCUAGCCCUCAUCCAUUCUUUCUUAACUGGUGAAGAACUUCCAUCUCAUAGAUAAACGUCGAUUGUAUCCCAUAAUAAAAUCUCUACGAUAAACAUAUCGUCAAUGAUUCAUGCAUUAUACUUGCUUCUUGAUUAUACUACAACAAGAAUCAAGAAUUGAGAGACCAUAAAUAAGCAAGAAAAUGUCAAAUGUACAUGCAAAAUUGUACCCUUGUGUACUCUAUUUUAAUGAAUUUCAAGGUGGUUCUCUUCAUUUCUUCAA
Solanum lycopersicum (tomato) is the source of this 2132-nucleotide messenger RNA. Its product is annotated as serine carboxypeptidase-like 33. The record is from RefSeq and is a predicted model, not a curated record. Gene Ontology annotation, molecular function: serine-type carboxypeptidase activity. Gene Ontology annotation, cellular component: vacuole. Gene Ontology annotation, biological process: proteolysis. NCBI's taxonomy places the organism in Eukaryota, Viridiplantae, Streptophyta, Magnoliopsida, Solanales, Solanaceae.